AUGUCCCUCCCCCCUCAAAUCAAACAAUGGACCACCUCCCAAGACGGCCUCUCAAACCUCACUCUCACCAUUGCCCCCCUCCCCACCCCGGGCCCCUCAGAAGUCCUCGUCAAAAUAAACACCAUCGCCCUCAACUACCGCGACACAGAAGUAAUCAUGGGCCUUUACAACCACCACCUUACCACCGGCGGCCCUCCCCCCUCCAUAAUCCCCUGCUCAGACAUGUGCGGCACCAUCAUAACCUCGCACUCGGCGCUCUGGAGCCCCGGCGACAGCGUCCUCAGCAUCUUCAAUCAAACGCACCUGAUGGGACAGAUCAAAGCGCCGCACAUGAAAAGCGGCCUCGGCGUCCCGCUACCGGGCGUGUUGGCCGAGUAUAGAGUUUUCCCCGACUAUGCAUUGGUGAGGAAACCGGCGUAUUUGACCGAUGAGCAGGCGUGCACCCUGCCGAUUGCGGGCGUUACGGCUUGGAUGGCUAUUAAUGGCAUGAGGCCGCUGGGCCAGGCCGGUGGGAAAGGCGAGACGGUGUUGAUUCAAGGGACGGGCGGGGUGGCUGUUGCGGGGCUGGGCAUUGCGAAGGCGAGUGGUGCGGAGGUGAUUAUGACUUCUUCUUCGGAUGAGAAGCUGCGCAUGGCGAGGGAGUUGGGGGCGGAUAAGACAAUUAAUUAUCGCAGCGUGGAGAAUUGGGACGAUGAGGUGCUUAAGAUGACGGGUGGUGAGGGCGUGGAUAUCAUUUUUGAAAACGGGGGCGCUCAGACGUUGAGGAGGUCGUUUAACUGUGUGGCGUUUGGGGGCUUGAUUGAUUGUAUUGGGUAUCUGUCUGGCAAGGAAGACGCGCCGGGGGAUCGGCUGAAUACAAAUGUUCUGGCAUUGAUGAGGAAUGUUACACUGAAGGGGAUUCUGAAUGGGCCGAAGGAGCGGUUCGAGGAGAUGCUUGCUUUUUAUGAGGAGAAGCAAAUUAUACCUGUGGUGGAUAGGGUCUUUGCGUUUGAGGAUUCGAAAGAGGCGCUGAUUUAUCUUUUUAAAGGUGGACACUUUGGUAAAGUUGUUAUUAAAGUCGCUUGA
Messenger RNA from Lachnellula hyalina, 1065 nucleotides. Its product is annotated as Zinc-type alcohol dehydrogenase-like protein. Lineage: Eukaryota; Fungi; Ascomycota; Leotiomycetes; Helotiales; Lachnaceae. Gene Ontology annotation, molecular function: oxidoreductase activity. The transcript has a single exon. Bases 1 to 1065 code for a protein of 354 amino acids. The record is from RefSeq and is a predicted model, not a curated record.